UCCCUUUAUUGCUAAUAGACUAAAAUGCCUUCUAUAGAAACUGGUGCAUCCACCAUCUCCUCCUCUAUUAGUUUAAUUAAAACUAUUAUUGGGGCAGGACUCCUUUCUAUGCCAUUGGCUUUUUCUACAGAUGGUGUAAUAUUUGGAAUCAUUAUAAUUCUUAUAGCUGCUAUAACUUCAGGUUAUGGAUUAUUCCUUCAAGCUUAUACUUCUAAAUAUGUUCCAUCAGGUCAUGCUACAUUUUUCAAUCUUUGUUCUGCUUCUUAUCCAGCAUUAUCAGUAGUAUUUGAUAUUGCUAUUGCAAUUCAAUGUUUUGGAUGUGCUUUAUCAUAUUUAGUAUUAAUAGGAGAUAUAUCUCCAACUAUAGUAACUUAUGUUCCAUAUAUUGAUCCAGAUUAUUAUAGAACUUUUUGGAUUUUAUUAUCUACUAUUAUUUGCGUUCCAUUAGCAUUUUUACAUAAUUUGGAUAGUUUAAAGUAUACUUCAAUAUUAGGUCUUGUAGCCAUAUUUUAUAUGACAUUACUUGUUAUUGGACAUUAUUUUACUGGAGAUAUUUCAAAUGAUUUAAAAGGUGAAAUUGUAUUAUUGCCACCUAAUUUAACAGGAAUAUUUAGUACAUUUUCAAUCAUUGUAUUUGCAUUUACUGGUCAUCAAAAUAUGUUUUCAAUAAUUAAUGAAGCUAAAGAUAAAUCUUUAAAAUCUUUAACAACUCUUAUAAAUUUUGCAAUUUUAUUAUCUUCAUUACUUUUUAUAUUUGUUGGUUUAGCAGGUUAUUUAACUUUUGGUAAUAAAGUUGCUGGUAAUGUUAUAUUAUCUUAUCCUCAAGCUUGGUAUAAUGAUUUAGGUAGAUUCUGCAUUGUAUUUAUGGUUAUAUUUUCAUUCCCAUUAAUGUUACAUCCUGCUAGAAUUUCAAUUAAUAAUAUUUAUUAUUGGUUAUCUGUUAAUGUUUUCCAUACUACUCAACCAUUUGUGGUUGAACCAAGUGAUAAUGAAGCAACUGCUUUAUUACAAGAAAGUCAGGAUAACCUUAAAACUCACAACAUUGUCCCAUUUCCUCAACAUACUUUUAUAAUUAUUACCACUGGUUUAUUACUUUUGGCUUAUGGAUUAGCCAUUAGUAUUAAAUCAUUUGCUCUUGUACUUGCAGUUGUAGGGGCUACAGGAUCUACUGCUAUUUCAUUUAUCUUACCAGGAUUGUUUGGAUACAAGCUUAUUGGAUCUGAAUCUCCAAGUCCAUCAAUUAAAGAGUCAAUUCUUAAACAACUCUCUUUAGUACUUACCGUGUGGGGUAUUAUAGUUAUGAUUCUUUGUUUAUAUGUAACCCUCUUUUUAUCUGAUGUUUGAAGAUAGAAUACAGAUUAAAGUAUAGUACAAUUAAAGUACAUAAGGUACAAUUUAUAGUAUAAUUUAUAGUAUAAUUUAUAGUUUAGUUUAUAGCAUACCACAGUCAUACAAUUAAGAGCAGUGUAUAUAAAAAAAAUAUAGGAGUGAAAAAUCUGGAGUAUACUCCACAUUAAUCAUUAAUA
Molecule: messenger RNA, 1526 nt
Organism: Scheffersomyces amazonensis
Lineage: Eukaryota; Fungi; Ascomycota; Pichiomycetes; Serinales; Debaryomycetaceae
Gene: AVT7
Product: Avt7p
Exons: 1
Coding region: 25-1344 (439 amino acids)
Biological process (GO): amino acid transmembrane transport
Cellular component (GO): fungal-type vacuole membrane
Molecular function (GO): L-amino acid transmembrane transporter activity
Source: RefSeq, a predicted model, not a curated record